AUUUAACCCAAUGGCUGGGUUUGUCCAUUUUCAACCCAAUUUGGGUUGUUUUUAACCCAAUAUUUUUUAGAGUGUUCUUUAGAUGAUUUAAAAUGUCAAAGUAAAAAUGGUUCUUUUAAGAACUGUUUACUGAAAGGUUCUUUGGGGAGCUAAAAUAUUUCUUCUAUGGCAUCGCUGAGAAAUAACCCUUCUGGAACCUUUAUUUUUUGACAUGUUAGCAACAGUCUGCACUAUUAAUUUAAAUGUCUGGCAACUCUGCGGCAAAAAAUUAGCCUAAUUGUAACUAAAACUGCCUGGAUUUAAUUUAAAAAAGUUAAUAGGAGCUUUUUCUGUUCAUCAGCAUCAAUUAGAUAUUGUCACUUAAUAAAUAAAUUAGAGUGUUAAGUAGGCUAUUUUAUGGCAUUGCUGGUCAUAUAAGUGCAGUUAUGAACAUGUAGAGAGAGUGUGAGGCGUGUGCGCUGAUCUGAUCUGAUGUGGGAGGAUAUUUGUUAUUCUAAGUAGUUCUCUGUAAAACAGCUGUAUUGUUCCACCCCGUCCCACUCACUCCGGGGAACCACUGGAAGUCAUUUCACCUUUUCUAUAAGCCACAAAACAGUGUGAAUGAACUCGUCACUGGGUUUCUGCGAGCGCUUUCAGACUCUUGUGAAUCGAUGAGUGGCGGUUGUUGAGUUUCGGUGUGAAUCCAGACAGGGAUCCAGUGUGUGUGUGUGUGUGUGUGUGUCAUGAGUGUGUGGGCUCUGCUGCUGGUCUCUCUCCUGCUGUGGAUCUUCACACAGGCGCUGGAGAGAAUCGAGCUCCAAGAGGAUCAUGCGCUCACCUGUGGACAGGGUAUAAUUCACUGUGAAGUCAUAUCAGUUGGCCAUACUUGCAUUUGGGACGACGAGCAUGUCUAUGUGAGCAGUCUAGACACCUACUUUGUUCAUUGCCAAAAGCAGGAGACCUGGAGCUUGUGCCUGAAGAUCCUGGUGAACGUCAUAGUCAGAGACGCAGGACAAGCUGUUACAGCCGAUGGCAGUGAUGAUGAAGAGGAAGAGGAAAUGCAUGGAAGCGCCACCGUUCAAGUGUGCUACACGUACCCUUCUCAGCGGCACACCACAACUGUCCACUUCACAUUCCGUUCCUCAGCAUUUGAUGACAGCACUACACUGAAGGUGUGGAUGUCUUUAGUGGUGAAGAUACCAGAAGCAAAGCUCGGCAGUACUGUCACAGUCCAUUCUCCAUACACAAACUCCACUAAACAAAUUCCUUCAAAAGAGGAAGCGUGUUCAAAGGGUCUAGAUGCCAUCUUCUGUAAACCACCCAGGCUGCACAGAAAAACUGACCAUGUGACAGGAGCAAUAAAACUGUAUGCGGCCGAUGCAGAUAAAUGGAAAUCCCAAAAGUUUUACGCAUGCCAGAGGCUGGACAGGAAUGGACGCUGUCUUAAGGUGGAAUGGAACAACGCUAGCCAUGAGUUUGAGAUUUCACUGAGCUCUGUCGCCCCCUGUCUGUGCUUUGAGAUAUGGGGGAACUUUCUUCGAACAGAGUAUUGUCCGUUUUUGAAUGAAACAGUCUCAGGCUCCAGCGUGUCAGUGUCUUUGGCAGAGACUGUAACUUAUCAUGAGCGGCCCGCUCUGGUCUGGAACCUCACCGCGCCCUGCAGGCUGGAGGCUGAGCUGUGGCUGUGUAGGAAGGGCUCAGGGCUGGACAGCAGCUGCCACGCAGUGAACACCAGCUCUCAUGUCCACACCCGCCAGAACGACAACUGGACCCAGACCGGCCACAGACACUGGUGGUUUCAUGGAGAGUUUCUACAAGUGGAACGUCAUCCUUUAUUAUGUGUGCAGGUUAAAGUGGCAGGAAUGGAAGGUUACGUGGGACCAGUGUGUCCUUUUGAAGUGAAGAGGGCUCACUGGAGCUUCCCGCUGGUGCUGUGUGUGCUGCUAGUGUGCCUGUCAGUGCUGGGAGCCUAUGCAGUGCAGGGAACACUGAAGAGUUGGGUGUUCAGAUGGCUGAAGGUGGAUGAUGUGAACACUUCGGUGGCGGCUGGUAUGGAGCUGCUUCUGGUGUGUCCUCCUGAUGCAGACGCCACCGUCAUUCAGCUGCUGUGCCGUCUGUGCUCAAGUCUCUCCGCUCUCGGCUUCACCGUGUCUCUGGACUUGUGGAACCGCUCCGAGAUCAACGCACUGGGUCCCGUGCCCUGGCUGCACUCCUGUCUGGAGCAGGUGCGGCGGCGCGGAGGCAAAGCGGUGAUGGUUCUGACCCCGGAAGCCUGCGAGCGGGCCAAGCGAUGGAGCUGUCGAGGAACGAAGCAGGAACCGGAAGAAGAAAAUGAGACCAACAGUGGUGUCCAAUCAUUAUUGUGCUCCGAAGUCUUUGAUGCAUCGCUGAGCCGCAUUCUGGGAGAUUAUCUGCUGGGUCGUGCGGGAGAGCGGUUUGUGUUGGCGCAGUUUGACGGGCGGUGCACUGCCACGGCCCUGCCAGAGUUUUUUCGGGGACUGCCGUUGUUCAGCUUGCCUUCCCAGAGUCUGGACUUCAUAACGGAGCUCACACGGGGGGCUCGUACGGGAAGAAAAGUGUGUGAGCGGUGGGAACGAGCGGGGGCGUUGAGGGCAGCGUCACGGGCCAUAUCAGGGGCGCUCCGAGAGAUCACAGGAGGCACCGGACACACGUGUGCAACACUCUCUCUGGACUCUGGGACAGAGAACGACUAUGAAACUGUCCCACUACAGGCAGAACAGUCGAGCCUUGCUCUCAACACCGAAACAAGCACUGUAGGUUGGGUCUAAACUAGUCUUAGACAGACCUACGAGUAAACGCCAUGAGGUCUGGUCCACGCCGAGCCUCGUUCUGGCCAGGAGCAAGAACCUUGUUAGGUCCCGUUGCUUGCCGAAAUCAUUUCAAUGGGCAUUUCGCAUAAGGGGGAAAAAGUUCCUCAUGCAGAUUUUGCUCAUGUUCAGGAAAUCCAAUACUUGUUUCUUACUAAUUUUGGGGUGCUGAUUCCAAAAAUAGUGCCUGUUUUGCAUAAGCACAUCACACUUUCUCACAAAAUAUGAUGUGCAUUUUGUUGCAUUUUUGCUUUCGACAACCAUUUGUAAGGUGAAGAAGACUUGCAUAAUCCCGUAAUCACCAGAAAAACUGCCACAAAGACAUGAUUCCCAGCUUACAACUGUUUGUUAAAUUCUCAGCCGUUUUUCACGUUUGACAUUGUAUUUGAUUUCAAGGUUAGAAUUAUGGCCAGUGACAGAAGAAAAUGCGAACACGAACCCAGAUGUUUUCUGCAACAUCUCUGAGUGUUUUACUACUAAUUUAUAAACUUUAUUUAUGUAAAUGUUCAUGUUUUUAGACAAUGGAGUUUUUUUUUUUGCUUACAAAUUCCCACCUAAAUGUUGUGUCUACACCUUUAUACAUGUAAAUGAAUGUUGAUUUGGGGCGUGUUCAUCUAAAAUAGAUUGUUCAUAACAUUCACUGAUCAGAAGAGCUGUGAGAGUUUAGGUGGCGGUUUCAGAUAUGAACUCGAUCUGACAUUGAUGUAAAUAUGUAUAUUGUAUGAUAUGUAAAUAUGCCUUAUCUCAAGCUCAGAAUAGAAGAAACACAAGGAAAACCACAACGGACCAGCUGAAGACAGACUUUUGCACACCUACACCUGUUCUAAAGACAAAUGUAGGAGAAGGGCAAGAUUGUGAGAGAAGUCACUUUCUUCUUUUGACUAGUGCACAAUUACAUUUCCAUGCCAUAUGCUGUAAAGGCACAAAGGCUACAUCUAAGUAACUCAGGAGGUAAUAAGCUAUUUCUCUUAUAUAAGCUGUAACUGUAAGAUUUUCAGUCAGAUGUCUGGCUGCAUGAAUGAUUUGUCUUUUUUUUUUCAAAAGCAAAGUUGUGUGUCUAUGCAGUAAAAAAGUGUAACAACUUG
Ctenopharyngodon idella (grass carp) is the source of this 3892-nucleotide messenger RNA. RefSeq lists its product as uncharacterized. Bases 723 to 2768 code for a protein of 681 amino acids. NCBI's taxonomy places the organism in Eukaryota, Metazoa, Chordata, Actinopteri, Cypriniformes, Xenocyprididae. The transcript has 16 exons. The record is from RefSeq and is a predicted model, not a curated record. Gene Ontology annotation, molecular function: interleukin-17 receptor activity.